This is a messenger RNA of Bombyx mori (domestic silkworm), 2187 nucleotides long. Its product is annotated as zonadhesin-like. The transcript is spliced from 11 exons. The record is from RefSeq and is a predicted model, not a curated record. NCBI's taxonomy places the organism in Eukaryota, Metazoa, Arthropoda, Insecta, Lepidoptera, Bombycidae. Bases 1 to 2028 code for a protein of 675 amino acids.
AUGUGGUCAAGGCAUGCAGACUCUCGAGUGGGCUUAGUUAUAGCUGAUAGAAACCCAUUUUCUGCCAUGAAGGAUACGUAUUCAAGAGACUGCGCAUUCGCUCCAGUGAAAUGCACACGACCGAAUGAAGUUUGGAAUCCGUGUGCACAAUGUUUGGCAGAACGAUGCGAGGAUCUCAACAGUACCUCUGACCAGAAUUGUCCUGCUGAACUGCGUUCCUACUGCAGGCCGCAGUGCGUUUGUGCAAACGGCUAUUACAGGAACAACAAUGACGUUUGUGUCCCGAAGAACGCGUGUCCUGGUCAGUGUCCGGUGCCCGCCAAAUGUAGACCUACUUGCUCUGUGCCGAAUCCACCGAACUGUCCACCUUACAAGCCGCCUACUGAGAACGAGGACGGAUGUCGAUGUCAACCAGGGUACAUCUUGUCUGAAACAGAAGGGAAAUGUGUUAAAAUAGAAACCUGCCCUACUGGUCAGUGUCCGGUGCCCGCCAAAUGUAGACCUACUUGCUCUGUGCCGAAUCCACCGAACUGUCCACCUUACAAGCAGCCUACUGAGAACGAGGACGGAUGUCGAUGUCAACCAGGGUACAUCUUGUCUGAAACAGAAGGGAAAUGUGUUAAAAUAGAAACCUGCCCUACUGGUCAGUGUCCGGUGCCCGCCAAAUGUAGACCUACUUGCUCUGUGCCGAAUCCACCGAACUGUCCACCUUACAAGCAGCCUACUGAGAACGAGGACGGAUGUCGAUGUCAACCAGGGUACAUCUUGUCUGAAACAGAAGGGAAAUGUGUUAAAAUAGAAACCUGCCCUAGUUCGUGUUCUGGUAACGAAACGCGCGUAUACUGCAAGGCUGGCUGUCCCACUGACUAUUGUCCAACAAGCGACAGCCGCGCUGUAAUUGCUUGCGAUCCCCCCUACCCAUGUAAUCCGGGCUGCGUUUGUAAACCAAAUUAUCGACGCCUGAGUCAGGAUGACGAGCGAUGUGUGCUGACCACAGACUGUCCUCCAGUGAAGUGCACACGACCGAAUGAAGUUUGGAAUCCUUGUACACAAUGUUUGGCGGAACGAUGCGAGGAUGCCAACAGUCCCUCUAACCUGAAUUGUCCUCCUCAGCUGCGCCCUUAUUGCAAUCCGCAGUGCGUGUGUGCAAACGGUUAUUACAGGAACAACAAUGACGUUUGUGUCCCGAAGAAAGCUUGUCCUGGUCAGUGUCCGGUGCCCGCCAGGUGGAGACCUACCUGCUCUGUGCCGAAUCCACCGAAUUGUCCACCUUACAAGCCGCCUGCUGAGAACAAGGACGGAUGUCAAUGUCAAGAAGGGUACAUCUUGUCUGAAGCAGAAGGAAAAUGUAUUAAAAUAGAAGAAUGUCCUAGAACAUCAGGCUGUAAUGGAGAUCCACAUGCAAAAGUGACGAAGUGUCCGUUACCUUGCCCGUCCACUUGCAAAUCACCAGAGGCUAUAGGUUGUAAGAAAAGGUGCGAUCCGGUUGGAUGUGAAUGCGAGUAUGGCUACAUACUAUCAGAUAUAGGAGGAAAAUGUAUUAAGCCUGAAGAAUGCCCAGGCGGAAACCCGUGUGGAUCAAAUGGUACAUUUGUUAAAUGCAAAUCAAGGUGUCCGAAUGACUAUUGUCCUGUCAACGAUAAUCGUGGAGUUAUAAUUUGUGAAGGCUUUCCAUUAGCCCCCUGUUACUCUGGAUGUAUUUGUAAGCUAAAUUAUAAAAGACGCAGCGAGACAGACCGAAGAUGCAUUCUGUCUACAGAUUGCCCUCCUGUAAAUUGCACUAGACCCAACGAAGUCUGGUGCCCGUCACCACCGCCCUGUUUACAAGAAACCUGCGAUGAUGUCGACCUUCCUCCGGUACCUUGUAACGAAUUUAUAAAAAGCAGUCCUAGAUGCAUCUGCAAAGAUAAUUACUUCAGGAACGAUAGCGGAAUCUGCGUUUGCGCUCAGGAAUGUCGCGACAUAAACGCGCCUGAUUAUAAUCGCAAGAAGCGUGAUAGUAAGAAAUUAAUCUUAUUUUUCAAUUAAAUGUUAAAGAUGUGCUAAAAUUCCUACUUAUGUAAUACGUUUCGAUGUCUCGAACACUAAAUUAAACAGUGUAAUAAGUUAUUACUUUUCGGAACUUGAUUAGGUGCAAUUUUGUUUCUUUUUUAAUACUGUUUAAAUGAUUAAAAAAAUUAAUUCUAA